ACGAUUCCGUAAAUUCUUAAUAAACUGUGGAUUUAGCUUCAGAAUCAAACUUCCUUAUUUGUGCGCGUUGCUAAGUUUGGGAAGACGGGACGGUAACAUGCAGGAGAAUUGCGAUUUUCAGUCCACGCUCGUGGAGAACAAACUUUCGGCCGAAGAUAGACUCGACACCGUGGCAAGUAGUGCCUACUUAUCGGAAACUGAGAUUAAAAAAUCGAUCCCGAAAGAGUCGUCGGUGGAUCUGCAAGUUUUGACCAGCUCGUUGCCGGACAUUUUUACCAGGGCGGAAGCGGAACCGCAUGCCGAAUGCUCCUUAGAUCAGCGAUCGUCGACGAUCAAGUCUGUGCCGGAGUCGAUACCGGAAAUCGAUAACGAGGAUGAUUCCAACUGGCUGUCGUACGUCGACUGCAACACGAUCUUCGACGUGAGUUGUGAAAAUCUGUCUUACUACAACUCGACCAAAGCCGAGAAGGACAGCGACAGCGAUUUGGACGACACGUUGAUCUUCGACGACGCUGAGGAGGGCGAGACGCUGACACAGGAUGAGAACGACAGCUGUUGCGCGAAUUCUUACUGCCAGCUCGAGGAAGCUUGCGAGAGGAAGCUCGAUGAUUUCGAUGGAACGUCCGAGGACGGCGUCCUUCCUCCGCUCUCCGGAAAGGUAUCCAUGAUCGAGAUGGAUCUCGGUCAACAGGACGAAAGCGUGGUCUCGGCCGUGGCGAACGCUGACGACGAAGCCGUGGCCGAUACUGAUAGAAAUGAGUGUCGCGAGAACGACGGCUCGAAUCGGAUCGUUGAUUCCGUCGUCAUCAGUUGCGACGAGGUCGAAGAGUCCACGCUGGAGCGCAGGGAGUCGGAGGAUCUCGAGUUCUCGACGGAUUCAGAAGAAGACGAAGAAGGGCAUUUGGUUUAUUCGUCUCCCAACGUGAACAUCUCCGCUUACUUCAGGUUUAGGGACAGCAUUAAAGAACCGAAGUUCGAGGCUACUUUGGAACGACCGAAUCUGAUAUUUUCAAACAGCAAAGCGAAUACCGUGACGCUGGAAGAAAUCGUUGAAGAACCUCUCGAAAAGGGCGACGUAAGAAUAAAUGAGAUAGAAGAGCAAGAGGAAACCGGGAAUGAAAGUUCAUUGAAGAGCAACGAGGAGAAAGAGUCGAGAUGCAUCGAGUUAGGUUCUCCGGAGGAAUAUUUAGAAAGAUUAGCGGAAAUCACAGAACCGGAUUACCCGAAGAGCGAGGAGGAAGUUCAGGAAAAGCUGAAACGAAUCGCCGAAGGGAAAGCGAAGAUAGAGGACAGGAAGAACGAAGCUUUGAAGGAUUUAUCAGCGGAAUUUAAUCGGAUCGAGAAGCUCGUCGAAUUCGAAGCGAAGCCCGGCGACAACGCCUACAAUAGCGAAUCCGACGAAAGUCUGGAUGAGACGAGAGAAAAAGAAAAUAUUGAAAUGCCUCUGACGAAGGAUCAAAUAGCUGAGAAUUUUAAGUCGAAGAACAAUCAGAGAGACUUGGAAGAAGAGAAAUGUCGAGAGUCUCAAGAAGAAGUCUGA
This is a messenger RNA of Ceratina calcarata, 1540 nucleotides long. RefSeq names its product putative methyltransferase PMT27. NCBI's taxonomy places the organism in Eukaryota, Metazoa, Arthropoda, Insecta, Hymenoptera, Apidae. The transcript has 3 exons. The record is from RefSeq and is a predicted model, not a curated record. The coding region runs from base 98 to 1540 and encodes 480 amino acids.